AUGGACAAAUCGCGUUGUGCCUCAAAGAAAGAUGACGACGAUGACGAUGAUGUUGUAGAUGAUAUAAACUGGUCAGACGACGAAACAGACGAUACAAAGAAAAUUUCUUUUCCAGAAUUGGAGAAAGCAAUUUUAACUGUAUUAGAAAAAUUUGAAGCUGUAUUUCCGAAAUUAAAUUGGAGUAGUCCAAAAGAUGCUCGUUGGAUGAUAUGUGAUAAUCGUUUGAGAUGUACAAAUCUUGCCGAUAUAUUUUCAUUACUUAAAAGUUCCGAUUUUAUUACACAUGAUCUUCACGAACCGUUCAAAUUUUGUCGAGUUAACGACGAAAACGUAUCAGAUGAUAAAGAAAUUCAAUAUGUGCUCGUUUUGAAGAAAUGGUAUGCACUACAGCCAUCCAAAGAAUUUCGGUGUUUUGUGAAAAACAAUCAGAUUAUUGCUAUUAGUCAACGUGAUAGUGACAACUUUUACGAUUAUAUACUACAAACUUCAAAUGUUAUCGCUGAUAAUUUAAAAACCUUUUUUGAAAAGAAUAUAAAAGGCAAAUUUUUAUCCAUAAAUUUUGUUGUCGAUAUUUACCGUCAAGAUGAUGUGAAUGAACCAGAAUUUCGUUUCGUUGGUUCACAGCACGGUGUUAAACCAAAUAGUUUUACACAAUACUCAAUGCCAAAAGAUAUUGCUGAUAUAACACGAGAACGUGAUAUUGAUAAACUGAUUGAUGUUAUCGCUAUGGCGAAACGUUUUUUUGAAAAUGCUUCUCAUGUUGUACAAUAUGCCGCUUAUCGUCCAACUUAUUCUCAAGCAUUAAUUGAAAAAAUUAUGAAUUAUCUUUCGUUGAAAUACAAAGGUGAUUACGAUAUUGCAAUUGAUAUUGGAUGUGGUUCGGGACAGAGUACAAAAUUAUUGUCUCCUUAUUUUCAGCAAGUAUACGGAUAUGAUGUGAGUAAAAAUCAAAUAAAACAAGCAAAUGAAAAAAAUACAAAUUCAAAUGUAAAAUACCGCUCUGAAAAUAUUAUUUCCCAUGAUAAUAAUUCUUUAUGUCUUGUAACUGUUGCUCAGGCAGCCCAUUGGUUUAAUUUACAACAAUUUUAUUCAGAAGCACAUCGUACAUUGAAAUUAAUGGGUGUAUUAGCAGUCUAUGGUUAUGGAUUUGUUGAACUUCAUGGACCACAAAAUAAGAGAUUAAAUGAAAUUGUAACGAAUUUUUACCGUAAAGUUCGUCCAUUUUUUCCUGAUGAUCGAAUUCAUAUCGAUAACAAAUAUUCAUCAAUUAUUUUACCAUAUGUCGAACGAGAAAGAGAUGAAAGUGUAAAAAUUAAUUGUACAUGGGAUAUUCAACGAUUAUUAGGUUACAUUUGUACAUGGUCGGGCUAUCAAAAUUAUGUGAAAUUGCAUCCGAAUAACGAUAUUAUCAAUGAUUUACGUUCAGAACUUUUUUCAACUCUCAAUACAACGAAUGAAAGUGAAAAAAUUGAACUUAGUUUUGAUACAUUUAUACUGAUGGGGCGCAAAACUUCAAAUGAUUUAUAUUGA
Didymodactylos carnosus is the source of this 1530-nucleotide messenger RNA. NCBI's taxonomy places the organism in Eukaryota, Metazoa, Rotifera, Eurotatoria, Philodinida, Philodinidae. The record is from the annotation of a GenBank genome assembly.